CAGUGCCCAUUUAUCCAUUCUCUACUAAUGGUGGGACACUUCUGCUUUUGUGGAGAUCCAGCAGUUUUGAAGACCAGCUGGACUGAUGGCAAUCCAGGCAGGAGGUUCUUCGGGUGCAGCAAGUACGGGACAAAUGGGGCAUGUAAUUACUUCAGAUGGCAUGACCCAGCACUUGACGAGCAUAUGAAAUUUUUGGUGCUGAACUUUCAUCGUCGGAUCCGGGAGCAAGAGAAUAGGCAAAAUGGGAAAGGGGUCAAAUCUAAUGGCAAAACAUUGUCCAUCUUCUUUGUGUUUGCUCUUGUAUUCUUUUGCAUUUGGAUCGGAAAGUAAGCAGCUCUUUGCUGAAUCUUACCAGCUGUACUCGAAGGUUCUCUGUAUUGUAGACUGUGUAACCCUAAAAAAAUGACAUUUCACGUUUGGUGCCUG
Linum tenue is the source of this 426-nucleotide messenger RNA. The record is from the annotation of a GenBank genome assembly. NCBI's taxonomy places the organism in Eukaryota, Viridiplantae, Streptophyta, Magnoliopsida, Malpighiales, Linaceae.